This is a messenger RNA of Spea bombifrons (plains spadefoot toad), 1272 nucleotides long. RefSeq names its product junctional adhesion molecule 3 (gene JAM3). The transcript is spliced from 9 exons. The coding region runs from base 59 to 970 and encodes 303 amino acids. Gene Ontology annotation, molecular function: protein homodimerization activity; protein heterodimerization activity. The record is from RefSeq and is a predicted model, not a curated record. Gene Ontology annotation, biological process: cell adhesion; angiogenesis. Lineage: Eukaryota; Metazoa; Chordata; Amphibia; Anura; Pelobatidae.
UAGACGGCCCGGGAGCCCAGUCGCUGCCAGUCUCAUUAAUCCGCUGCGAGGCGCCAUCAUGGUGGCACCGGGAGUACCGAUAGCGGGGCUUCUACUGCUGCUUCAGUACGGCUGCAGCGUUGUGGCCGUGGAGUUGGCUACCGGUAACCCGUUCCCCGUGGUGCAGGAAUAUCAGAGCGUCGAGCUCUCCUGUAUAAUUAAAAGCACCAACACCAACGAUCCCAGAAUUGAAUGGAAGAAAAUCCGCAACGACGAAACCUCAUACGUCUAUUUCGAGAACACCAUCCAAGGUGAUUUAAGGAACCGCGCGCAGGUUCAGUCCAAGAGCUCCCUGGUGAUUCUCAACACCAGCCGCACAGACACCGGCAUGUACCGCUGCGAGGUGGCCGCCAUGGACGACGACAAGAAGAUCGCCGAGAUCAGCAUCUCGCUCACCGUUCAAGUAAAACCAGUGGCUCCCAAGUGCAGCGUCCCCAAAGCGGUCCCGGUGGGGAAGUCCGCGGCGCUCCACUGCCAGGAGAGCGAGGGGUACCCCGGCUCCAGCUACACCUGGAUCCGCAACGGCGACCCCCUCCCCGCCGACUCCAAAUCCAACCCCAAAUUCAUCAAUUCUUCUUUCACCGCCGAUCCAAAGACCGGCACCCUGCUAUUUUCGGCGGUAACCAAAGGCGACAUGGGGAGCUAUUACUGCAUCGCGAGCAACGCCGCCGGCUCGGCCACGUGCGAGGAGCAAGUGCUGGAAGUGUAUGACCUGAACGUCGGCGGCAUCGUCGGGGGCAUUCUGGUCGUGGUCCUGGUCCUGGCGCUGAUCACCGCCGGCAUCUGCUGCGCGUAUCGGAAGGGUUACUUCGCCGGCGGCACCAAAUCCAGCGGACAGAACUAUAAAAACCCGGCAAAGUCAGAAGGCGUGAAUUACAUGCGGACCGGCGACGAGGGAGAUUUCAGACACAAAUCGUCUUUUGUCAUCUGAGACGUGGCCCCUCGGCACCGAUUAACCCUCGAAAGACUGCACUCCGAGGCGGUGGGGGCGACACAAAAAGCAUCAAUAAACUCUUGAAAUUUGCCAAAGCCUGUAACCAGCCCACCCUCAGCCGGACACCACGCCGCCCGGUGACUUUCUGGCACCGAAGACCCGCGCGACCGGCUGCCCACCGGCAAACGGACCGUUUCCAGAUCUACCGGCGGUAUUAACCUCGUCACUGCCAAACCGCUGAAAGUAUCACUCCUGCACAACGAGUUCGGUUUUCUGAUCUCUUCUUCAUCGAGAUAAGU